UAUACGUUAUCUCCCUUGGCACACGAACGCCAUAAUCUACCAAAAUAGAUUUGACAUCGUCACAACAACUUUUGCAUGUCCGAGGUUCUAAAGGUUGACUGUGUUCCGAAGAAGCGCUAGAGUGACACAUCUUCCGCUAAGAUUACAAUUCUUCUUGUCAUUGGAAGCUGUUCGUUAUCGCUUCUCAUCACAAAGACACUGUUGAAGAAAGCUACAAAAGUACGUAAAAGGCAUUGAAAAGUAUCAGUUCAACAAAACUUCCCCACUUGAGGAUAUUGCAGAACACUUAAUCAUGGCAGAUGACAAUGUUGAUGCAAGACCUGAGGGCGAUCAGGGUGAUGCACUGGCAUCUCCUGGUGCUCCAGCUGUGCUUCCAAAAGGUGAUCUUCCUGUGAUAAGCAAGACUGACUUUGUGUCCGAUAGUUAUAAUAUGAACUACCCUCGAAGAGGAAAAGCUGUCAUAUUUAACAACAAACAUUUUCUUCCAAAACGGGCAAUGGGCGAGAGAACAGGCACAGACGUUGAUGCAAGAAACUUGUAUUUCAUGUUUACUGAGAUGGGUUUUGACACCGACAUUAAACACGAUUUAAAAGCACAUGAAAUGGAAUCAUACAUGGUGAAAGUGUCAAAAGAAGACCACUCUGAUGCUGACUGCUUUGCAUGUGCCAUUCUUUCUCAUGGUGAGGAGGGCUAUGUUUAUGGGCAAGAUGCCCGCAUCGAGAUAGAGAAACUGGUGGGUCCUUUCAAGGGCAACAGAUGCAAGUCACUUGCUGCUAAACCCAAACUGUUUUUUAUUCAGGCAUGCCGUGGCACGAACCUGGAUGAUGGAGAAGUGGCAGAUGCACUGGGCACAGAGGGGAGAACAGAAGUGGAAAUUCGCCGAAUUCCUACAGAAGCUGAUUUUCUUAUGGCAUACUCUGUUGUACCAGGAUACUUCGCCUGGAGAAACUCAUCUCGUGGGUCGUGGUUUGUCCAGUCUCUGGUGGAAGUUUUGUCGAAAAACUGGAAACGAAUGGAUCUGAUGACUAUGAUGACUCGAGUUUGCCGCAAAGUGGCCUACGAAUUUGAAUCCAAUGCCACCAGGGAGUACAUGAAUCGCAAAAAGCAGGUUCCCUGUAUCACAUCCAUGCUGACCAGGGAUGUCUAUUUCACACCCAAAGCAAAGUAACCUAGUGUCAGUAUACUGUGAUGCUUUAUCAUACUAAGGCAGCAAUGCACACAUGUUCUGAAAUCAGAACUUAACUGGAAACAUGAUGAAGGAACAUUUCAACAGAUAUACUUUUAAAAAAAAAAGAGUGUUGCAAUGAUGAGGUUGAUUUGAGGUCGUUGUUUGGAAUGUUUAUGUAGGAAAGCAUAUUUGGAGAAAGACAUGAUGUAUAACUUGGUUUGUGCAUUGGCAAAGCCCACCCUUUUCAAAAACAAUAAAAUUUAGAGAUUUUGAAAUCAUGCUAUAAAAAAUAAUUGUGCUUUAACAUUAACAACAAAAUGCAGGAUAUGAUCUAUUAAGUUCCAAGUCUUGAAGACAGUGAAGUGGUUCCAAGUGAUUGUAUGACAGUAUACUUGCUUUUGCCUAAAUCCAUUGUUGUAUAAAAUACAGAUACAGUUAUGACUUGUGACUACAACCAAGGUGACAGCUGUAAACAUAUGUUUACUUUUUUAUUUUCUGUGAAAAAAAAGUUGAAAAGGGUAUUUACUCUCUGGAUGAGCAAAAACUCAAAAUGGUAAAGAGAGGCAAAUAGGCAAAUUCUAAAACAAUGUCAAAAGUAGACAGUUUCACUAUGAUCAGGUUUUUUUUCUGUUUUGUGUGUGUGUGUUUGAUUAGCACAAUGCAGCUCAGGUUUAAAUGGCUGUGAAGAGCAUCAGCAUAAAAUUUAUUGGCUCUUUUUUCUUUCGUAUGUAAAACAAAAGAAGUGCAGAUGCAAAGUACAGUAUCUGGAGUGCAUGUAAAUGAAGACCAUUUAAUAUGCAUAAGAAAGAUAGCAGCUAGAUCCAUAUUCUAAGUGUGGCCCUAUGGUUCAUGGAUAUAUAUGCUCCUAAGGAUCAUUGCAUCAGCAACCCAGUUUGUUCCCACCACUUUUCGACUUAUGCUGACCCUGCCCCUACAUUAAAUGUGCUGUUUCCAUGUAAGUUGUUUGGCAAAGGUCAUCCCUAGGUAAGUCUGCUGGUUUUCAAAGUUUAGGUGAGCAUUGCCUACUAAUAAGCUGCCUGAUUGUACAUCAGUGAAGAGUGUGGCUGUGGUUUUGUUUUUUUGGAUGGUACUGCACCAGUUGUCUUGGUUUUAGCAGUGUUGAGGGUUAGCUGCAUGCUCUAUGUUGCAGUGGUAAUAUGUUCUGUUGAACACUACAAUACCAAGUCAUCAACAUAGAGUAUUGAUUUCACUCCCUUGGAUAGCUAAUUUGGUAGCUGAUGUUAGAAAUUGUGAAAUAUUUAUAUGAAAUUCAUUGACGUUUUGAAAGUAUUCUGGUAUGUCAAAACUAAAUAUUUGUAUUGCAACUGCUCUUGCAAAUGCCAUGACCUAUUUAUUACAAAGUUUUUUUUUUAAUUCAAGCCAUAACUAAGCACUUGUAGAUAAACAGGUUUUACUUCAUGAGUUGUAAUAUUGGUAAAUACAUUUUAUUUUUUUCUAUGCAUGAUGUACACUAUUGAUACUGUAUUUUUUGCUCUGUCUAUUAAUACUGUGUGCAGUUUUUUAGGAGAACAUUGAUUUGGCAGCCAAAUUUAAAGCCUGGUUUGUCUUCAGACCUCUUGGUCAUUUGCUGCUUUAUUAAGAUGUGGUAAUGACCUAUAAAGCUUGGUGAUCAUGCAAGCAUUUUUCUCUAUUAAAGUGGUGUGUUGAGCACAGUUAGCAUGUGCCUGUCAUCAUAUUCUUUGUCCCUAUGUCUCUGUGGCAGCUCUACUUCAUUUCCUGCUUUUUUUUUUUUUUCUGUCAUCCUAGUUUUCUUUGCAGUGUUGGGAUUUUUGGCUCUACAGAUUCAUUCCAUGUUGUUUCUCCACAUACUCUUUCAGGGAUAUCUCAGUAAUGUUAAAGUUGUCACAAACACCACUAGAGAGUUCCUUUUUGUGUGCAUUUUGUUGUUGUUUAGCAAAAAUGCUGAGUGCCAGUAAGAGUGUAUUGAUAAAGUAUUGUGCCAUCUUGAACUUUCUUGAAAAAUGUGAUAAUCUUAUUUGUAUUUGUAGCAGCCAUUCUGAGUAGAGUUACCAUUAAGUUGCAUUUCUCACCAAGGAGCUGCCACUGCUUAAACCACUAGGUACUUCUAUUUGCGUUGCAGUCAGUGGGUGUUCAUACCAGGGAAGCUUGCAUUAUCAGCAUGCUUUCUUACCCUUUCUGGUAAUAUAUUGCCUCCUGAGUUAAAAAGUGUGUGCUAUUUUAAAAUCAGAAUCAGCACAACUGGUAAUGGUUGUCUUUGAUGAAAUUUUGAGGCAUGCUGUAGAAUGAUUUUAAAGUGCCAGUUGAAGCAACAGUGCUUGUUUACUAAUUAGAGUUUUUACUUGCCAUUUGUUUUUAUGAGUUUUCUUUCAAAAAUUCACCAUAUUUUACUUUGUGAAACAUGUUGGCUACUUUGAAAAAAAAUUCUUGUUUACUUGACGAUUUCUGCAAAUAUUUUCAAAUUUUGUCAAAGGUUUGAUUUUUGUUUUAACUUGUGUAAAACUACACAAAUACAUGUGUGUCAAAUGGAUUUAUAUUAGAAUUGAUAUCUGGCUUUGGAUUUUUAACUGUGCAUGAUUCUGCAUCACCUUUACUGACGCUUCCUGUUGUGGCAUAGUGAACCAUGUUGUUUUCCAUUUUGAUUUACAGACCACAUACCUUGCUACGUUUGUGUAGAUUAGAUUCUGGAUGUGUGGGCUUCACGAUGUCGUCGAAUGAUGAGAUGUGUUUGUGUUUGUAUGUGUGUCAUCCUCCAUCUUACUGCCUGCGUGUCACUGACUGAUGUCGCCUUCGCUUCUUUAGUGCCAGGACUGUGCUGUGUUCUCAAAUGUCUUGCCCUCAAGCUUCAAAUUCGGUAUUUCGACGAAUCUUUCUACUGACCUACACUUGAAAUGCAAGACAUUGUUUAUACCGAUCCUCGCUUUGCGAAGAUCAGCUUCAAAGUCUGAUGCUGGCAGUUUUAUGGAAAUUAAAAAUCUAAAUUAUGAACACACCCACAAUAUAAUGUAAAGAAGAAGGCUGCUCAGUGUGAGCAAAGAAAUCCAGUAUUUUAUGAUUUUUUUUUAUUAAUGGGGAUGUGCUGUCAGAAGAGUCCCUUUUGCUGGUGGUUUUUUUUUUUCUUUGUUUUUUUUUUAAAUUUUACUGGUUAACUGUGCAAGAGUAUUGAGUCGCAUGCGUAUUGUAUUUCAUUCAGUCAACAGAGAGCUGUGCAUUUAUUCUAUCUGUUACAUGCUUAGAAAGAUUCACGUCUAUCCAAUUUCAUAAGCUCAUGUUGAAGAACCCUAGCGGUUGAAAGCAAUUGCAUCAGUCUGGCGUGCCUGUACCAUACAUAUAAGCUAUACUGUGAUGUACCUGGCAGAUCUGAUACUGCAAUCGUGCAAGAUAUGACAACAGCUAAGAAUAUGAAACUUGCACUCAAAUAAAACUUGCUCAAACUAAAGGAGUCUGGUGUCAAGAAAAUGCCUAGGUUCUUAUUCUCAACAAUUAUGAAAAGGCUGUUUGUACCUUUUCUAAUAACCAUGCAUGAUGUCAACCUGAUUUCUUUGCUAAACAGUCGCCUUGGAUAAGUAAAAGUAAGACGUAGCCCUUGUAGGCAGUGAACUUGUGUGGUUCACUGAUCAAGGUGCUGCUUUUGGAAGGCAGAGCUGAACUCUUUCUUUUGCUCUGGACACUGGGUGGUAAGGGUGGGGUUGUCCAACCACAGGCUUGAGCAGGCCUUCAAAAGUCAUGUGAGUUGGCAACAUUUGGCAGGAAAAAUAACACUUUCCAGUCUAUGAGGCAGUUGCCAAUUCUGAACAAUAAAAUUCUAUGCAUAUAUAUAUACUUAUCAUCCAGUUCAUUAGCAGCACUCCAAGCUCGCUCUCCUCUGUUUAGUCUCCUCCGCUUCACUCUCCAUUGCUCGGUGGGAUCUCACUUUUCUUUAAGAUUUUAUCAACACCUACUGCGGUAUAGAACUUCCUACAUAAAAUUGGAACUAUCCUGAAAAUUUACUUAAAUCUGCUCGCUGUUUGACUUAGGAGUGGGAGAUCAGGCAUUGCUGUCGGGACACAACACGUCCACCCCCUCUCAACCACUAAAGUCAGAAAUAGUUCGAUGUCUUCUCUAACACAGUUCACUCGCAUGGAAGCAGACAUCUUUUAUGUAUCAAGCGAGAAAAAAUCUUGAUCUUCGAUCAACACAAAACCAAGUUGCACUUGAUCAGCAUUUAUUUCACGAAGAACCUUUGCAUGAAGGUCCAGACCACAGAAAUCGCUUGAGCGGCUGUCUUGGCGAGUAAAGAUGGCGUAGUGAGGCAGAUGAAUGGCCACUUCAAUACACAGCUGUUAUUUAGAAAGCAAUUCUGUCUACGGUAGUUAUAUAUAUCAAGCACCUUGGCUUGUGAAUAUAAGUGAUAUGCAAGACCUGCUUGUCUUGUUGCCAGCUUGUGUCUGUUCCUUUUCCAUUUCCUGUAAAGCGCUUUGAGCAAAUCACUGGCAAAGCGCUACAUAAAUGUUCAUCAUUAUUAUUAUUUAAUUUUGCCUCAUCCUUGGCCAGGUCUGCCCAAAUGCUAUUUUAUGUGUUCUUUUUCCAAAGUCAGAAGACUUUCCAUCCCAACUUUCUGAAAAGAAAAAUAAAAGGUUACAAGAAGCCUUCCUUAGAUCUUGUCAAACCCUUGCUUCUUUUUCUGUCUGUAGAAAAAUUUUCACAGCUUAGUUCUGUACUUCCCAUGAUUUCUUUUUUUUUUUUACUGAGAAAGCCAAGGAAAAAAACAAAUUGUAUCUCAGGUUGUCUGUUUACAUAUUUUCAUAUCAUAUCAUACCGACUGUAAUAGAUUGCCUAAAAUCGUUUGGAACUGUCAGUAAGUUUGAGAGAAUGAAUUGUGUUAAAGGUAAUUGAUGUAAUAAUGAAUGAAGUUCUGAAAACAUAAUAAAAGGGAAUUAAGAAAAAUC
Messenger RNA from Pomacea canaliculata, 6075 nucleotides. RefSeq names its product caspase-3-like. Gene Ontology annotation, biological process: proteolysis; apoptotic process. Lineage: Eukaryota; Metazoa; Mollusca; Gastropoda; Architaenioglossa; Ampullariidae. Gene Ontology annotation, cellular component: cytoplasm. The record is from RefSeq and is a predicted model, not a curated record.